UGGAGCUUUAGUGUGCGAGGUAAGACCUUCUACACAGAACAUGUGGUGAAUAUCUGACUGCAGCAUCUGAGUGUAACUGCUACUAUUAAAUAACUCAAAGAAACGGGGAGUUUGUGAUUUGCAGGAAAUGACCACGGAGAGAAAAGAGCUCUACUAGCUACAUGGCUACCAUGAGCUGUAUGGCUGACUGCCAUAUGUACACCUCUCACUAUGGCCUCCCUGAACAUCUCACGUGGAGAUGAAAGACUUUAUCAAAGGGGACACAACUAAACAAACUUAUUAAGAUGCGUGACCAUUCAUGUCUGAGGUUUGUCUGAAUUCACUGACUGCUAUAGGUACAGGGUGUUGUUACAGUGUGGAAAACUAGUAAUACAUAAGGCACCUCUGAUACCUGAAGACAUGGCGUUCUUCUAAACACGCUGGGAUAAUGUCUUAUCUCACUAAUGUUCUCUAUGUCGAUACAGAAUAUGGAUCAAAACGGAGUCCAGCCUCAGUGUUUAUGUCAUUAACAUGAUCCUCUGUUUCGAAACAAUGUUUUCCGAGGAGAGGGAACUCACUUCUCAGCAGGCGCUGUGGCUGACCCCUCUCUUGAACCCCAGCAAUGUCCCGAGCAGUGAUCCGGCCCCUGCAGGUGGGAGUCACCCCUCCGGAGACCCUGUCCGUGCUUCAGCAGCGCCUCCGGAUGGCCGAAGAGCAGGCGGAUGAGCUCGUUCGGGGCAUGGAAUCGUUGGGGGUCCCGUGCAGGCAGCUCCCGGAAACCCUGGGAUCAGUACAGCAUCCUCCACCCGUCACUCCCGCUCACGCUGGCCAUGUCCUUGAGAGGUGCAGCUGUGAGGCGCUAGUGAGCCGGGUCUGUCGACUGGAGAGCCUCAUGCAGACUCUGAAACUCAGUACUUUCCGCCUGGAGGCAGAGAAAGAGCUCAGCUCCACUCACUCUGCCUCUCUGAUGGAGCAGCUCUCAGUCCUGCAACGGGAGAGUGAGGAGGAGCGACAGGCAGCGAGGAAGGAGGCAACACGGCUUCAAGACCGCCUGCAUCGAGCCUGCCAGGACAGAACAGAAGCCCUGGAGAAGGUGAAGCAGCUGGAGGAGGCCCUGGAGGCAGCCGCCACCUCCAAGGUGGAUGUGGCCCUGGAAGCUGAGGAGCUGAAGGAGGUUAAGUUGCAGAUGAAUGGGAAACUGCUGGAGCUGAACGAGCUGUUGUCUCAAGAGGCUUCCCGCAACUCAGAACUGAAACGGUCACAGGGUGCAUUGUUGCAGAGGAUUCGGAGGAUGGAGAAAAUGAUCGAGAAUGAGAGAAGACAGAGGGAGCUGCUGCAAGCAGACUGCCGCACCGUGCGCCAUAAGAAACGGGAAGCAGAAUGGCAGUGGCACAAAGAGGUGGCACGAGCACAGCGGCUCGAGGAGCAGUGCCAGCAGCUCCAACAGCAAGCAGAUAUAAAAGAAUCCCUGAUUUCCCAGUUGACUGGAGAAUUAAAAGAGCUGCUCCAGGAGAAUGGCAGGAUGCUGAAGGACGGUGAGGACCUGAGGGCUUCGGCCCACAAAACUCAGGCGCUGAAAGCCCAGCUGGAGAUGCAGUGCGCUGAGCUGAGCACUGCUCUGCGUUCCACGAUGAUGGAGAACGUUCAGCUCCAGACCGAGCACCAGGCGAGCCUUAAGGUGGAGCAGCACUUGCGUGAGCAGGACCUGCUUUUUGAUGCUGCACGGCGCAGCAUCCAGGCAGAAAUGAAGAAGGCACAAUCGGAGAAACUCAGUCUGCAGGAAGCAUUGCGCAGUCUACAGGCUGAGCAUGCCGAGCUGCAGCGCAGCUCCAUAGCGGCCCUGGCCAACACCGUCACUCAGAGGGAGCUCUUGGAGCGAACCGUUGACAUGCUGCAGGGGGAGCUGAACGCUGCGGUGGUGCAGGGAGAGACCCUGAAAAGAGAGAAGGAGAGCACGCAAGCCGAGGCCUGUGUCUCCAUCAGCAAGCUGGAGGCAGAGCGCAGUUCCCUGGAGGCACGGUUAACCGAGGUGAAGUUAAAGGUGGGAAUGCUGGAAGAGAAGAACAAGGUGCUCGUGGCGACGCUGCCUGAGGUAGACCAGGUGGAGGCCUUGCACAUGGCCCUGGAGCUAGCUGGGGAGGACAACAAAAAGCUGGCCCAAAGCUUGGAGCAGGCACUGCUGGCUUACAGCAAGCUGCAAGGCAGGCUGUGUCAGGCUCAAGAAGAUCAGCAGGACCUCAUGGAGAGAGGUGACACAGCUGAGAGAACAGGUCUGAAGGCAGAGCUAAAGAAAGAAAGGGAUUUAAGGAGAAGAGCUACACAGAAGGUGGCUGAGGUGAAGAAGGCUCUGGAGAACGCGUUGCACACAUCUGAUAACCUGUCUGUGGAAAAUCGAAAGUUGAGGGAGAAGGUGUAUGAGCUGGAGAAGGUGGUGUCUAAGCAGAAAGCCCGAAUUGCAGAGCAGAAGAGCCAGCUGAAACAGCACCUGGGCAGUAAAGCAGAGCUGUGGAGCACCCAGAGGGUGAAGGUCCUGUCCCAGACCGGUCCGAGUGCUGGACCAGUCCCAGUCCCAGAGUCCAGCCCAGAGCCAGCUCUGGAAUACCCUUCUGAGGCUGCAGCUGGGCACUUGUUCCUGAGCUGCCUAAUCAGAACCUGCUGUAUCCCUGGCAGCGAAAGUUACAGCAUUUGCUUUAUUGUGAUUUGUCAACAUGGGAACUCAUUUGUCACAUCCCAGCCCCAGAAUGAGAAAUGUGAAAAUUUAUACCAUAUGUAUGCAACAUGUACAGUGACAAAAAAAUAAACUCAAUAAAUCAUAUUAUCUAUAUAAAACCAGGCUUUCUAACAUACUUAAAAUGAAAAGGUACGUUUAAACA
Messenger RNA from Scleropages formosus (Asian bonytongue), 2852 nucleotides. It is a transcript of the gene ccdc150, whose product is annotated as coiled-coil domain containing 150. The transcript has 16 exons. The coding region runs from base 602 to 2779 and encodes 725 amino acids. The record is from RefSeq and is a predicted model, not a curated record. Lineage: Eukaryota; Metazoa; Chordata; Actinopteri; Osteoglossiformes; Osteoglossidae.